AUGGCCACCAAGAGGGACAUAGAUGCUGUCAUCAACGCAGACAACGACGAGCGCCAGCCCCAGCAGUCCACCAAGCGGGCGCGUAACUCGAGCGGCCAGAAGAAGUCGAAGCAGUCGCACGAACCCCAGACCGACCUCACGUACGGCCAGCGGUGCUGCUUUCCCGGCCUCGACAAUGAUUAUGCAAACAGUGACGAAGAUCUCGAGUUUGAGGACGAGACCGACGCACUCGCAUACCUCCAAACUGUCCGUGAACUACUACUGAUAUGGUCGGGACCGCAGCUUCCCACAGCCCCGACCGCCGACGGCGAUUCAGACUACGACGACGACAGCAACCGCGCCGCGGAUCGCAGUAUUUACGAUGACGGCAUCGGCGACACGCGAGGCUACUACGAAGACGGCGCAUACACGGCAGCACCCGAUAGGGUCGAGGAUUACGGCCCCUACGGCGAGGAGUCGCUCGAGCAAGCCGAAGACGACGAGGCAGCCAGAAUCGCGGGAGCCUACUACGCCUCCCUCACGACACACUUCCUGAACCUCCGCGAGCGCCUGCACCAGGACCCGCCGCCGGAGGCCCUCGCCGCCCUCACAAAGGAGCAGUCCCCCUACGUCGGGCGCUUCGGCCCGUCGUCUAGGACCUUCACCACCUGGUCGGUCCGCGUGCGCCGCUCCGACCCGGUGCCGGCCCAGGUCGCCGCCAUGGACAAGGACGCCGUGUUCCGCCUGCUCCGCGUCGUGCUGGGCGGCAAGUUCCUCCGGAGGGGCGCCGAGCUGCGGGAGCGGACGUCGAGGUGGCUGUGGGCGUUGCUGGCGCGCCUGCCCGACCGCGGCGAGCUGGACUACAUGGAGGUCGGCUACGUGCGGGACCUGGGGAAGCGGGCCGCGCUGUUGAUGCACAGCUUGCGGGAGAUGGCUGCCCUGAGGGAGGAGGUGGAGGGUGGCGGCGGGGCCGCGCAAGAGGACGAUGGGCUGGAGGGCGAUCAGGAGGACUGGGACGGCGAGGCUGAGGCGCUGGAUGAUGAUGGCGCGGAGGUAUCUGCACCGCCUCAGGAAAGCGCCGAGCCUGCUCCAGCCGCGGACAACGACCCAGCGCCGGUGCAGCCCUCUUCAGACGCCCCGGCGAGAUCAUCCUCUACUGCUCCCACGAGCGUACCUGACGCUGACGGCGACAAGGCCAAUCAAAUGGAAGACGGCGAGAUCGACGAGUCUGCGCCCAUGGAUAUAGACACGGACGUCGAGAGCGCAAAGACACGGCUCCUUGCUAAACUGAAUGCUCACAGCUCGAGCGGAAAGGAUGCUGACCAGGCAGGGGAGGAACCUUCCUUCGACCCGGCCCGAGCACGGAUGAAUAUGCGGGCGACGCUGAACAUGAUCCUGACGGUCGCGGGUGAGCUCUACGGGCAGAGGGAUCUGCUUGAGUUCCGGGACCCCUUCCAGGUUUGA
Messenger RNA from Diaporthe citri, 1443 nucleotides. RefSeq lists its product as uncharacterized. Lineage: Eukaryota; Fungi; Ascomycota; Sordariomycetes; Diaporthales; Diaporthaceae. Gene Ontology annotation, biological process: spliceosomal snRNP assembly. The record is from RefSeq and is a predicted model, not a curated record. Bases 1 to 1443 code for a protein of 480 amino acids. The transcript is spliced from 3 exons.